Strongylus vulgaris is the source of this 543-nucleotide messenger RNA. The record is from the annotation of a GenBank genome assembly. NCBI's taxonomy places the organism in Eukaryota, Metazoa, Nematoda, Chromadorea, Rhabditida, Strongylidae.
AUGCAGUUUUUAAUCCUUUCAAAGAUCGGCAAAAAGUGCGAACUUCUCUCAGUAGAAAAGAUUGUAGGAGAACGCGGACUUACCAUUUUGCUAAACAAUGCUGGAAUCUUUGUAAAGUAUUUCACAAACCAGGAGCCGAAUCGUGCCGAUCUCAUCAAGAACUUUGACACAAAUGCAGCUGGUGUGGCCGUCCUUACGCAAACAUUCUUUCCAUUGCUACGUAAAGCCGCCGGACAAGUCCACACAGAUGAGUUUUCUGUUAACCGAGCUGCGAUUCUUAACAUUUCGUCGGGAGUUGCGUCGAUUGCUGACAACACAUCGGGAUCAGGCAAUUCUGGCAUGUUGGCCUACAGAAUCAGCAAACCAGAUCAUAUACUUAUUGCGAUGUUCUGCCCCGGAUGGGUUAAGACUGAUAUGGGUGGAAGCGAUGCCACUAUCACGGUCGACCAGUCCACAGAAGCAUUGGUCUCUUCAUUUCAAAAACUGACGAAAGAACAUCAUGGUGGCUACUUCAGACGAGAUCUGACUCCUAUUCCAUUUUAA